AUGUUAUCGAAUGAAGAAGAAAAAGACCAUCAAAUACAACAGAUGAAUGAUGCGAUUAAAGCAUUGGGUAUUGAUCCAUCAUCUCUUGAUCCACAGCAGAAAAAAACAAAAAAAUACAAAAAAACGUUGAUGAAGAACAACAUUCAUUUGAGUAAUAGUGCAACAACAACUUUACCAUUGCCAUUAUCAUUUAAUAGUGAUUCAUGUGAUCUUGCAGAAGAUUCUCCAAUUUGGUUAAAUGAACAAUAUAUUAAAGAUCAUCAUCUUGAAGAAGAAGUUUUAGAAGAUGAUAUCAAUAUGACGAUGGAACAACGUGAUAAUUCAACUCUACAAAGUGAAAAAAAAACGAAUGAUGAUGGUUUACUACAAACAGAUUUAAUAUUAGAAAAAAUUACUAAUGUAUUGAACAAAUUUGAAGAAAAAAUUCAACAUAAGAUUGAUUAUUUGGAAUCGAAAUUUGAUCGAAGAUUCGACCAAUUAUCUCAAAAGGUUGACAAUCUUUACGAGCGUGGUACUGCAUCUUCCAUAUUGUUCCACCUCAACACCCAUCAUUAUCUUGAUGCACCAUUAUCACCAACGAGCCAAUUAUUUGAUUCUCAUUUUUCAAAGAAGACAAGAUUAUUAUUUGGAUUUUUUGCUCAAGAAAUGCAUAAACGGUAUUCUCAUUUGUGGACAAAUAAUUAUAAGCAAAUGGGUGUAUCUCUACGACCGGAACAAAUAGAAGUUGAUCUACUUGGAUUUGCUUAUGAAAAAACUAAUCAAAAGAAACCGAUUUUCAAUUCACCGAAUAUGGAAUCAUUACAAGCAAAUUCGUCUUAUUCAUUUAUAAAACCAUUUAAAGCUAAUACAAUAAUUAUUGGUGAAGUAACAACAUCAAUUAUUGAUUUCAAUCAUCAAGAUUUGGUUCAUCUUGAACAGUCUAAUUCAAAAUUAUUUAAUGUAAAUUUACCGACUUAUAUACUUUGCCAAAAAUUAAUGCAACUUGAGCGAACACUUAAUUUUAUUCUAAUUUAUUUUAAUGGUGCAAAAUUAGAAAAUCUACUUGUUGCAUUAGUCGGCAGAUUUGAUCAUCGACGUUCUUCUCAACAAAUAUACAAGCUAUUAUUUCAAUCAACAUUUUCAAACAAAAUACCACUCUUGAAUCAAUUAAGUCAACUUGAACAUGAACAAAAAAGCAAACAGUUAUAUUUUAUUUCAUAA
This is a messenger RNA of Rotaria sp. Silwood1, 1200 nucleotides long. The record is from the annotation of a GenBank genome assembly. NCBI's taxonomy places the organism in Eukaryota, Metazoa, Rotifera, Eurotatoria, Philodinida, Philodinidae.